Elaeis guineensis (African oil palm) is the source of this 1294-nucleotide messenger RNA. RefSeq lists its product as uncharacterized. The record is from RefSeq and is a predicted model, not a curated record. Gene Ontology annotation, cellular component: nucleus. NCBI's taxonomy places the organism in Eukaryota, Viridiplantae, Streptophyta, Magnoliopsida, Arecales, Arecaceae. Gene Ontology annotation, biological process: regulation of exit from mitosis.
GGUCGCGGAAUUCCGUCCGCUAGGGAUAUUCAAAUUUGGGACGACGUCCCUGCUACGGUCCCGACGCGCGGAAUGGAAUCGAGAGGGAAAGGAGGCGGAGUCGGUUUAAGGGUUACCGAGAUCGAAACAGCUGCCGAUGGCUUGGGAAGAUCGGAAAUCUUUCACAUAGUCAAGGAGAUCCUCGGUUUCGUCCUCUACAUGCACCACCAGAUCCCUUCGAUUUUGCAGCACCUUGAAAAUGAAUAUGAUACUCUAAAGGAAGAGCAUAAAAGCUUGGAAGAGACAGUUUUAAAACCUAUAGAAUCGAAGCCGUCUUUUCAGAGGAAGCAUAACUUGAGAAAAAGAGAGGUGAAACAGGGAAUCAAGAGGCUGGAAAAAUUGAUGAAUUCCAUUUCUAGUUUACUUUCUGCUCUUCAAGGGGCACUGGAUGAAAUGCCUAACAUCCAGGGAGUUACUAUGGUUCUUGGAGCAAGUCCUCUACGACCUCAACAUGUUUACCAGAUGUUAUUUUUCCAUGGGAAAUUUGAUUAUGGAAGUGCAAAGGACAGCACUAAGAGUAAAGUUGCUGAAGCUCUUUCAAGAAAGGCUAUUCGAGCCCUAAUAUCAAGUGGUGCAGGGAGUUCUUCCUAUGCAGGCCCAUCUAAAUUGUUCUUGCUGGUCAAAAGUACAAGUACCUUCAACUUACCCCUGCAUUUCCUGCCCAAGCGUGAUUUCCAUUACAGCAAGAAGAACUUUCCUCAUUUUGUAGCAACACUACAGAUUGCACCAUUCAACUUGAAUAUAAAGUGUAAGAUUCCAGAUCGAGUCAUCAAUGAUUCACAACAUACUUCAAAGGUUGCAAGUUCCUCUUGCCUCUCAGAUUCCACUCUGAAUGAUGUCAUCUGGUUCCAGUGCAGACAUAUAAUUAAGGGUUUGGCUUCUAAGACCCCAAUAGAAUGUUGAGACGUCAGAAUCCACAUGUCAUAUCAGAUUGUUGGUGUGUUGCUUCUGUUCCUUUCCAGUUUUCCUCUUAACUACUUUUGGAUGAGUUAAAAGAAGCAACCAUAAAACUAUCAAUUCUCCAAAUAGAGGUUUGUGCUUCUGUGCGUGUUCUUCUGGGGUACAAAGGAUUUGAUGCAGCAUUUUGUCGUGAUUGAGAGUUUCAUUCUCUGGUGUAUCAUUGCCUUACAUAUGUAGAAGGAUUGAGCCAUUAAAGGAUUGCCAUUAUCCUUGGGAUUAUGUAAUUGCUUGUUUUGAAGUAGGGACAGCAUACCACAUAAGCUUCUUAUCAUGUUAGUCGCUAUAUAGCUUGAUU